AUGAAGGAAAAAGGAGCAGAUGUUAACAGCAGAGGAAACUGGAGUAAGAUUUGGGAGAGAAAAGCUGCAGAGGCGAGAGAAAAAGGAGAGGAGGCUAAAGAAACUCUAAGGGAAGCUGGAGUGUUAACGAGGAAGAAAAUGAAAAGUGAGGUUGAAAAGCAGACUGGUCGCGUGAGUAAGUACAUGCAGUGGAUCAUGUUAUGGAAUGCAGCCAGACCCAAUAUGAAGAAAGUGAAAAAGGAGAAUAAAUCAUCUCCACCCCCUUAUUCCUCCGCUACUGCUCCAGCAGCUGGAAUGUACCCAUUAAUAAAAGUUACGAGCGGCAUACUGGACAUCCAGCCUGUAACCCCAAUGGAUAGUAUGAGUGAGUGGUCAGGCGUAACUAUGACAACAGGAUCAGACACUAAAGUCAAGCCCUCCACCUCUGAGACACAUAAUCCUUUUCUGCCAAGUAAUGAAACAUUAAACAGCAGCCCAUCUGCAGACAACCCAGCUGCACCUUUCGAAUUAAGGGCUAAACGACAGGACAUAGAUAACUCACAAAAACAAUUCACCACUCCCUACUUCAAUCAGGGCCUGGUCGCACCUGACUAUGGCACGGGUACGAGCUCCCAUGCACCGCCCCCAGCGCCUUGGGCAAACAGCUCACCAGUAUGGCCUAAAACAUCAGACCUAAACAAGCCUAUACCAAUUUUUGCAACCUCCCAGUUAAAGGGAGAAGAGCAAGAAGACCCUAAUAAAAGUGUAGUGGUAAAAAUGGUUCUGGUAGGGCAGGAAUCAUCUGAUCCCCCUCCAACUGCCAGUCAGAGCUAUGAAUCCCUCCUACCAGAGGAGUGGCAGAAGCCGCUCACGAGAGAAGAGUCUAGGGGAGAAGGGGACCUGCUUUCCCGCUCUCCAUCCCCAGACCCAGACAGAAGACACACUAGGUCUAUGGGCCCCCCACCGACCUACCAAUUACCUUGGUAUAUACAAGAGGGUGGAAACACUUGGCUCUCAGACUUUGACACCCUCACUGCUGGACAGGACCUUGCAUUGGGAGAUUUCCGAGCAGUAAUCACUAGGUGCACGUCACGCUCACAGGCGGAGGCCCUAGAGAAGGACGCUGGCACAACUCGUGAUUCUAAUUCUGUACCUCUCGACAUGAUUCAGUCUGGUACAAAGAAGCAUUCCAAAACCAACUACAGGGACAGCAAUGGCCCCACCGAUGUUGGGUUAGGGUCCAUCCCACCUUAUGCUGAAGAGGGGAUAGCAGACACCAUCGAUGGUCUGUUGCAAGCAGGGGUGUUGGAGCCAUCCAUGUCAGAAUGGAACACUCCGAUUUUACCUGUAGAAAAGAAAAAUACUGGUAAAUAUCGAAUGGUUCAUGACCUGCGUCGUAUAAACGCCCUACUUAACACAGACUCACUUCCCGUCCCUAACCCAUAUGUGGCUCUGACAAACCUACCACCUUCACAUGCAUGGUUUACCUGCAUAGACUUGGCAAACGCAUUCUUUUGUCUUCCACUUCAUGAAUCCCUGAGAGACAUUUUCUCUUUCACAUUCAGAGGACAGCAAUACCGAUAUACUCGAUUGCCACAAGGGUUCACCCUGUCCCCUGGAUUGUUCAACCAAUGUUUGCGUCAGCUCCUAGACACAUGCCCCCUACCUGAUGACUGUGUUUUGGUGCAGUAUGUUGAUGAUCUGCUCCUGUCAGCGCCCUCUGCAGGCUCCUGUCUGCAAGCUACUCAGACUCUACUAACUCAUUUGGCCAAGCUUGGAUUUAAGGUCAGCUGGUCCAAACUUCAAAUAGCCAGAAAACAAGUAUCAUUUCUGGGCAGAUUGGUUUCACAAGUUGGCGUUUCAUUGUCACCAGAUCAUAGAAACUCCAUACUCCAUCACUCUAAACCUGAAACAGUCAAAGACAUGCUAUCCUUCCUAGGCCUGACAGGCUACAGUAGGCACUUCAUCCCCAACUAUGUCGGUCUCACUGCCCCACUACGUGCUCUUAUAGCACCUUUUGGGAUGCGUCAACUCACAGCUCGCCUGGACUGGACUAUUCCAGCAGAAGAAGCAUUCAUAAAACUUAAACAACAACUGUCCACAGCUAGUGAUUUAGCUACUGCUGACUACAAAUCUACGUUUUUCCUUGAUGUUUCUGGAUCAGAAACUCAUGUUGAUGGAGUUCUGUUCCAGAAAAAAGGGGGAGGUCAGAGACAAGUCUUGAUGUACAUAAGUGUCAUGCUGGACAACACGGAAAAAAGACACCCACCCUGCACCCAACAUGUAGCAGGUCUUGCAAAAAUUUUACAAAAAACAGCACAUAUUGUAAUGGGCUACCCUCUGAAAGUACUGACAACACGCAGUGUAGUAGCUUACAUCACAUCACAAGCUUUCACCAUGACCCCACUAAGACAAAGAAAAAUCAGUAAAAUCUUAGAGGCCCCACACAUCACCUACACACAUGAAGGGAUAAACAUGGCAGACCACAUGGGUACUGGGGAACCUCAUUCGUGCGAACAAAGAACAGCAAUAGAAGAAAAGGUCAGACCAGAUUUAAGUGCAAUCCCACUAGAAAAUCCCGAUAAGAACUGGUUUACAGACAGCUGUUGCUAUAGGGAUGACAAUGAUGGAUUAAAAGCUGCUUGGGCAGUAGUAGAGCAUCUCCCUACAGGCGAAUGGUUCACUGCAGGAGCGGAAAAGCUAAAAGGACAACAGUCAGCACAAAGAGCAGAAGUAUUGGCUAUCAUUGCAGCUCUCAAAAUGAGCACAGGGAAAAAGGUAAAUAUUUACAGUGACUCAGCUUAUGCUGUAGGAGCCGUGCAUGUUGAACUUAAGCAAUGGUUGAGAGCUGUUUUUGUGCCUGCUGGGGUGAAACCAAUAAAACAUGAGUCUGAGAUGAGGGAACUAGCAGAAGCUUUAUUCCUUCCAGCAGAAGUGGCAGUGAUAAAAUGCAAAGGACAUAGUCAGGGCUCUGACUUUAUAUCUAAGGGAAAUCAGGAGGCAGAUAGAGCUGCCAAGAUAACAGCUGAAUAUCUUCCUGUAUAUAAUCUAGUGGUUGAGACAGACAUGCAAGAUCAAGCUUCGCCACAGGAAAAAACUUUGUGGUUGGCAAGAGGCGCAACCAACACAGACAUUUGGAGAAGUCCAGAUGGUAGACCCAUACUGCCACCUGGCAUUAGGCAGACGGCAAUGGAAGAAGCGCAUGGAGUAGGACAUGUUGGUGUAGCACAGAUGGUGAGGAAUUUGUCCCUCUGGUGGCAUCCAUACCUAACAGACAUGGCCAGAUAUUUGGUUAAAACCUGUACAGAGUGUACUCAGUUUGGCAUUAAACCUACCCUGAAACCAAUCCAAGGCCAAUUUCCAAUACCAACAUGCCCUGGAAAAGAGAUAAUCAUAGAUUUCACAGACAUGAUUGACAGGGUAAAAGGCUACAGGUAUCUCCUAGUGUGUGUAGAUGCCUAUACUGGAUGGCUGGAGGCUUGGCCUGCGAAAAAAGAAGACAGCAAAACAGUCAUCAAAUGUUUGAUCAAUCAUUAUAUUCCCCAACAUGGGUUCCCGGAAAAAGUCAGAUCGGACAAUGGGUCACAUUUUAAGAACAAAGAUCUACAAGAGGUUGAAACCAUGCUGGGUCUGAAACACAAGUUUGGUUCAGUGUAUCAUCCCCAAUCCCAGGGGAAGGUGGAGAGGAUGAAUCAAACGCUAAAGGUCAAAUUGGCUAAAAUCUGUGCACGGACCAAAUUAACUUGGCUAGAAGCUUUGCCCCUUGCUCUGAUGUUCACACGGAGCUCAGUUAACAAAACCACAAGGUUCACUCCCUUUGAACUACAGACUGGACGGCCGUUCCCAGGACCUGCCACGAAAUUACCUUUGACUGCUGACCUGACUGACUCCCUCGACUCAAGGUCAUAUUAUAACCUGUUGCAUAGUCUUGUCUCUCAGUUCUCGUUACAGGUUGAGGCUGACCGUACCACCACAGACGCCCCAUCUCCACAACCUGGGACAGACUGGGUCCUACUAAAAGUCACCAAAAGGAAGUGGACGGAACCAAGGUGGACCGGACCCUACAGGAUCACGGAGAGGACGUCACACGCUGUCCGGCUGGACGGCAAAGGAGACUCCUGGUACCAUUGGACCCAGUGUGCUGCAGCGGAAGAGCCCCACCGCACCCUGACCGAGGUCCAAGAGAACCUGUCACAAAGGGAGGAUCCUGACCAGGGAAAAGGACCUACGGACCAGGACGAGAAGCAGCUGACAUCUGCCUGA
This is a messenger RNA of Nothobranchius furzeri (turquoise killifish), 4242 nucleotides long. Lineage: Eukaryota; Metazoa; Chordata; Actinopteri; Cyprinodontiformes; Nothobranchiidae. The record is from RefSeq and is a predicted model, not a curated record.